UUUGGGAAAAUUGUCUAUGCGUUGAAGACUCGAAGUAACUAACAAAAAGGUUAAACAAAGGAUAAAAUUGUCCAAUAAUGGUGAAAAUCGGGUGCGCGCAGCAGGGGCGGGUUGAAAAAUAGGCCGCACAGCAAAAAAGUCGUUGCCGUUCUAAAGUCGAUCCAGUCUUUAGUUGAUACAACCCUAAAUACUUCGUCGUUGCCGUUCUGCAAUUAUCAGCAGCGAAGUGCCGAAGGGCUUUCAUCGGUUCAGUAGCGAAAUCUCCAGAUGGAUAUUGAAGAGGAUAUCAAGGCUCUCCAGCUCGAUUCAUUUGAAGAGAGUCAUAUAGCCAGUGCAGAUGAAGCAAAACCUGAUGAAGUUCCAAAGUCUGAUGACACAUGCAAAACAGAAGUUGAAAUAAAGCCACAAGAGAACUCUGUUCCGAAGCAUAUUGAGCCCGAAGGCAGUCAAGGCACUACAGAAGAAAAAGAAAAGAAAACACCAUCUCAAGAUGAUGAAGCAGAAAUCCACAAAAAACGACAUUUGAAUGUUGUAUUCAUAGGGCAUGUGGAUGCUGGAAAAUCAACUAUUGGAGGACAGAUAUUGUUCCUUAGUGGACAAGUAGAUGAUCGUACAAUCCAGAAGUAUGAGAAAGAAGCAAAGGACAAAAGUAGAGAGAGCUGGUAUAUGGCAUAUAUUAUGGACACAAAUGAAGAAGAGAGGGAUAAGUUAUUGCAAUUUGAUAAACAGGGGAUUACUGUUGAAGUUGGAAGAGCGCAUUUUGAAACAGAAACUACAAGAUUCACUAUUUUGGAUGCUCCGGGGCACAAGAGCUAUGUACCCAAUAUGAUUAGUGGAGCUUCCCAAGCUGAUAUAGGUGUACUGGUGAUAUCUGCUAGGAAGGGUGAGUUCGAAACUGGAUAUGAAAGAGGAGGACAAACACGUGAACAUGUUCAACUUGCAAAGACUCUUGGUGUCACAAAGCUCCUCAUUGUUGUGAAUAAAAUGGAUGAGCCUACUGUCAACUGGUCAAAAGAAAGGUAUGAUGAAAUCGAGGGGAAAAUGGUACCGUUUUUGAAGUCUUCUGGGUAUAAUGUGAAGAAAGAUGUUCAAUUUCUUCCCAUAUCUGGGAUUUUGGGUUUAAAUUUGAAAACACGUCUAGAUAAAACUACUUGUCCAUGGUGGAACGGCCCAUGCCUAUUUGAAGCUCUUGAUGCAGUUGAAGUUCCACCUCGUGAUCCUAAAGGUCCUUUCAGAAUGCCAAUUAUUGACAAGUUUAAAGAUAUGGGAACAGUUGUUAUGGGGAAAGUUGAAUCUGGGAGUGUACGUGAGGGUGACAGUUUGUUGGUGAUGCCCAAUAAGGCAGCUGUUAAAGUUCUAGCUGUAUUCAUUGAUGAAGAUAAGGUCAGACGAGCAGGGCCUGGAGAAAACUUACGAGUCAGAGUAUCUGGGAUUGAGGAAGAGGACAUCUUGUCAGGCUUUGUUUUAUGCAGUGUUGUAAAGCCAGUACCUGCCGUUACCGAGUUUGUUGCACAGCUGUCAAUCCUGGAGUUACUAGAUAAUGCAAUUUUUACUGCUGGUUACAAGGCCGUGUUGCACAUUCACUCAGUGGUUGAGGAAUGUGAAAUAGUAGAACUGAUGCAGCAAAUUGAUCCAAAAACAAGGAAACCUAUGAAAAAGAAACCACUCUAUGUUAAGAAUGGUGCUUUUGUUGUGUGUCGUGUUCAGGUGAAUAAUCUCAUUUGCAUUGAGAAAUUCUCUGAUUUUCCCCAACUUGGAAGAUUCACUCUUCGAACAGAGGGGAAAACGGUUGCUGUUGGUAAAGUGACUGAUCUUCUACCAUAGGCGAAAGUGCUUAAAAUUUCUUGGGAUUUCAUCAUGUAUUGCUUAUCCCCCAUGCAGGCAUGUGUUUACCCCAUUGCGCAAGAGUAAGUUUCAUGAUUUCGAUGUGUGCCAUAAAGGAUAUUACACACGCGAGUUUUCUGAAGUCGCAUAAUGUGAUUGUUUGAUUUCAAGAUAGAGAGCUGUAGAUUCAACCCUUAGUAGAUUCAGGGUUUAAGGGGUUUCGACCUUUGUUGUGGAUUGCUGAACAAGUUGGAUAAUUGUGUUGCUAAACUUAUACAAGAUUACAAGUGCCUUAACAUGGCAAUUGUUCUGUGCUUUUGUUGUUGACCUUUUACCUACAUAUGGUAUGUUUUUAUUUUGUUGUGCUUCGUUCCAUACUUCCAUGUACUUAUGAGUGAUUCUCUAUAAAAGAUUUCCAAGCUUUUUGUGGAGAGAAAA
Cuscuta epithymum is the source of this 2262-nucleotide messenger RNA. The record is from the annotation of a GenBank genome assembly. Lineage: Eukaryota; Viridiplantae; Streptophyta; Magnoliopsida; Solanales; Convolvulaceae.